Molecule: messenger RNA, 1565 nt
Organism: Vollenhovia emeryi
Lineage: Eukaryota; Metazoa; Arthropoda; Insecta; Hymenoptera; Formicidae
Product: acyl-CoA Delta(11) desaturase-like
Exons: 6
Coding region: 193-1332 (379 amino acids)
Biological process (GO): unsaturated fatty acid biosynthetic process
Cellular component (GO): endoplasmic reticulum membrane
Molecular function (GO): stearoyl-CoA 9-desaturase activity; iron ion binding
Source: RefSeq, a predicted model, not a curated record
GGACGUACGCUCCAGCAUCUUGGUAUCACGUAGUAAACUUGCCACCAGGUCAGACCAUCCGUGAGAGUCACCGUUACGUAUAUUCGUGUUUCUUGUUAAGCUUAUUUCGCGACGGAAUAGAUACGAUACUACCCACUUAUACUCAUCGCUCAAGUCGUAAGUCACCGAUUCGUCAGCAGAUAUUCCAGUAAUAUGGAGUCAAAAUUGUUCGUUAGACGAGUAACGCCAUUCCUGGAAGCUUCUCAGCAGGAUACGUCGCAAAAGAAAUCGGUGACAGAAAAAACCAUGACGCAAAAAUUGUUAACUCAAGAGGCACAAAACUUGCAGCCUAAGUACGAGCGGAAAAUCGUCUGGAGAAACGUGAUACUUCUUACCUACCUUCAUAUUGGAGCAAUUUAUGGAUUGUAUUUUUUAAUAACAGCUGCCAAAUUUUACACGACUCUUUGGGUUAUACUAAUCAUGUAUCUCGCGGGACUAGGUGUUACAGCAGGUGCCCACAGAUUGUGGUGUCAUCGAUCUUAUAAAGCGAAAUGGCCGAUGAGAGUUAUUCUUAUGGUUUUACAGACCGCAGCUUUCCAAAAUCCCAUGUACGAAUGGGUGAGAGAUCACCGAGUGCACCAUAGAUAUACGGAUACGGAUGCGGAUCCGCAUAAUUCGAAGAGAGGCUUCUUCUUCUCGCACAUGGGCUGGCUGAUGGUCCGCAAGCAUCCGGACGUUAUUAGUAAAGGACCCACGAUCGAUAUGAGUGAUGUCGAGGUGGAUCCCAUCGUCAGGUGGCAACGCAAGUUGUACAUCGUCCUGAUGCCUCUUUUAUGCUUUGUGAUUCCCACGUGGGUACCGAUUUACUUUUGGAACGAGAGACCCAUGUACGCAUGGUACGCCGCCAUUUUUAAAUACGUAUUGAGUCUGCACGGAACUUGGCUGGUAAAUUCCGCGGCCCACAUUUGGGGCAUGAAACCGUACGACGUCACCAUUAGUGCCACUAACAGCUAUGGUGUCAGUUACCUAGCUUUCGGCGAGGGCUGGCACAAUUACCAUCACGUGUUCCCAUGGGAUUACAAGACCAGCGAAUUAAACAACUAUGGCUCAAACAUCACCUGUGCUUUCAUCGACUUUUUCGCCUGGCUCGGCUGGGCGUACGAUCUGAAGACCGCGAAACACGACAUAAUAAUGAAACGUGCAACCCGAACAGGCGACGGUUCGACAUAUGAGCAAACGGGUGAUAAUGACGAACAUUAUCAUACGCAAGGGGAGAAUAUAUGGGGAUGGGACGACGUCAAUAUGUCACUCGAGGAUAAGCAGGCAGCUAAUAUCCUCAAUAAAAUCGAUUAGACCCCGAGAUUCAGUUCCCCAAAAUAUUUUACGUGUCAAGUCGGUGUUACAUAAAAUGCAUCAUCCAACAGACGUUGGGUAUAGGAUUAUGCCGUUAUACAUUACGUGAAGAUUGUGAGAUAUCGUAAUCACAUUUUACGAAUGUUUAAUACUUACGGGAUUGUGCCAGUUGCGUACGUUUCUCACAAGUGACAUUCAGCCAUCACAUUUGCCGCUUGCAUUGCACACGGCCA